AUGCAUUUAACGCUUACACCCAGGAAGCACAUAAAGACAUGGUCUGGCAAGGGUCUUGCCAGAGUUGGUGUAAUGUCUAAUCUCUGCCCUGUUAGUGAGUUGAGAAGCGAUGGUCUGGUGCGACGUUACCUCCAAAUCCAAGAAGCGAGCAUUCAUGUGUUUUGUGUUAUUCCCAGCCUUUUACGCGCCAACAAAUGCGACUGUAACACUGUCCCUGAUGAACCUAAGGCCGCUGAUCGGGUGCAGACAUACCGAGCGAAGCAAGCAUGGAUGGUACAGGAAAAAGGCAUGAGCGUUAAAGGAGCGAGUAAGAUCUCCCUAGAACAAGUAGCUGAAAAGGAGUUCUGGGUCUUGACGCACCCAGAGGAAAGCAAAACGGUAAUGACAGCAAGGGCACUUUUGCUGGAGCUGUCGGGAGCCCUGACGGAGCUUGCCGGAAUGGAGGGAGGCCUCCCCCCAUUCCGGGAUGUAGGCUGCUUGUCACCCACCUUGAACAUGAAAGAUGUAUUUCUGUUCUAG
Fusarium vanettenii 77-13-4 is the source of this 519-nucleotide messenger RNA. RefSeq lists its product as uncharacterized. The transcript has 2 exons. The record is from RefSeq and is a predicted model, not a curated record. Bases 1 to 519 code for a protein of 172 amino acids. Lineage: Eukaryota; Fungi; Ascomycota; Sordariomycetes; Hypocreales; Nectriaceae.